UUCAGCAACAUUCAGAUCAGAUCAGAAAGAUUCAGAUCAGAUCAGAAAGAUUCAGAUCAGAUCAGAUCAGAUCAGAAAGAUUCAGAUCAGAUCAGAUCAGAUCAGAAAAAUUCAGAUCAGAUCAGAUCAGAACUUAAAAAAUUCAGAUCAGAAACAUUCAGAUCAGGUGAACGGAACAGCUUCUUAGUGCGACAAUCGUACAUUCGUACCUAACAUAACAUACAAUUUUAAUUUUAAUUAAUUGAUAAAAGAAAAUUUUAACCCCCUUCGAAGUACGGAAUCCGUCAUCAUCUCAUCCCCGCCGUGGCCGUCGUGUACUGGAAUUGCCCUGAUUUUUAUUCUGAUCCAGCCUCCCGAUCUUCUCCGGUGGGCCGAGGUCAGAUAUUGACCCGGAAUCCGCAGGCGGCCACAUGGGUGACGAGUACCUGAAACUGUUCGUGGAGGAGACGACGUUUUACAACCGGGUUGUGCUGGGGACGCUCUUACCGAGAAAUGUGCUGACCGACGUGCCUCACUUCCUUCAGGGGUGGCUCCGCAACUUCAUCGGCGGAACCCUAGUUUAUCUCUUCUCCGGCUUACUUUGGUGCUUCUACAUUUACUACUUGAAGCGCCAUGUUUACUUCCCUAAAGAGAGGAUCCCAAGCAAGAAGGCAAUGAUGAUGCAAAUAGGAGUUGCAAUGAAGGGAAUGCCAUUGUACUCGUUGUUACCCACGAUAUCAGAGUACAUGAUCGAGCGGGGGUGGACGAAAUGCUUCCCCCGCAUCAGCGACGUCGGAUAUCUCCAUUACCUUCUCUACCUGAUCGUUUACUUUGUCAUCGUGGAAUUCGGGAUCUACUGGAUGCACAGAGAGUUGCACGACAUAAAACCUCUCUACAAAUAUCUGCACGCCACUCACCAUAUCUACAACAAGCAAGACACCCUCUCUCCCUUUGCCGGAUUGGCUUUCAACCCUCUUGACGGGAUAUUACAGGCGGCCCCGCACGUGGCUGCGCUCUUCCUCGUACAUACACACCUCCGAACGCAUAUAGCCUUGUUGUUUGUUGAGUGUGUUUGGACUACAAAUAUUCAUGACUGUAUAGAUGGCAAGGUGUGGCCUGUAAUGGGUGCUGCUUAUCAUUCCAUUCACCAUACCACCUAUCGUCAUAACUAUGGCCACUUCACCAUAUGGAUGGAUUGGAUGUUCGGAACUCUUCAGAAACCCAAAUCCACCGACAAGUUCAUCAAGAAGAAGAGCAUGUGAUUGAAACUCCCCAUGGCAUGGCUAAAUCCAUCUGUACUUGUCUUUUAAACCAUGUUUUCUAUAUAUGCAUGUAAAUCAAAGCUUUGCAUUUCAACCAACAAAAAAUUACGGAGCAAUGUGGAACAUUAACUUAUACUACCUCCGUCCCCCUAAGUUUGGGACAAGAGAAGAUGACACGGUUAUUAAUAAAAGUGGGUUUGUG
Molecule: messenger RNA, 1443 nt
Organism: Cuscuta epithymum
Lineage: Eukaryota; Viridiplantae; Streptophyta; Magnoliopsida; Solanales; Convolvulaceae
Source: the annotation of a GenBank genome assembly